This is a messenger RNA of Lonchura striata (white-rumped munia), 1521 nucleotides long. The record is from RefSeq and is a predicted model, not a curated record. Lineage: Eukaryota; Metazoa; Chordata; Aves; Passeriformes; Estrildidae.
AUGCGCCUCCGGGAGCAGCACCGGGAGCCGCUCCGGGAGCGGGGCCCGGCGCUGCCCGCCGCCGUCGGGGCGCUGUGCCGGGCCCUGCCGCCCCGCGCCCGGCCCGCCCCCGACACCCUGCGCCGCGCCAGGUUCGACCGACCGCAGGCGAGCCUGGACUUCUGGAAGCUGCUGUACGUGCUUCUGAAGCAGAUCCAUGGGGGCAGGUGGACAGAGUCUGAUGCCAUAGGUGCCCAGGUGAGCUUUGUGAAGUGGGCGCUGUGGUACCACGGCUACGGGCGGCCCCAGCUGCAGCGGCUGCCGGCCGACGGCUCUGCGGGCAGCCGGGAGCUGCUGCUGGCGUUCUCCUGGCUGCUGCACAGCCCCGGCCUCCUGGAGCGGCUGCUGGCUCGGAACAGGGCGCAGCCUGGCGAUCAGACCUCCGUGUGCACGUGUGAAGAUGAAGUGCCCAGCAGCCAGGAAGGCACAAGUGAAGCAGGAGCUGAAGACAGAGUGGAUGUUCGAUACCUGCAGUGGUUAAACGGGAGGCUGAGGCUGCAGUGGUGCAGUUUGCACGCUCAGCACCAAGAGCAAUGCAAACUUUGGCACAAGAUCCAUUUAUUCACAAGUGGCUCCCACAUGGACCAGAACCUUGGACAUUUUUCUGUCACAGAAACAGAUCUCAUUAGACAACCAGAGAACUACAAGCAGCUGUUACAGCUCCUGGACUCUGAGACCAAGCAGCUGGAAGCCUUUCUGGAAUGGAAGCAACUGGAACCAGUUUACUGGCAGUGGAUGGAAACUGUUUUGGAUAAUAUGGCUGAAGAGGGAAAUCUGUGUGAGUCCCAGGAUGUACAUGUGGAGAAAAGAAGGCUGCCAGAGGCCACCCCCUGGGCUGCCAAGCUGACUGGGCAAAUGGACAGAUUAUCCAGAGACCUGGUGGCUCUCCAGGAGCAACUGCAUCAGCUUGUAGCUCAGCGAAAGGCUGCGUGGUGGGAGAAGGUGGCAACAAGAGAAGAACUACAGAAGGAGAGGUUCUCUGCCACUGCUAGAAAGAUACAGGAAAGCACUGAAGUAAAACUGAGAGGUCUCACAUCCAUCUGUGCUCCAAAGAACAAGAUGCAUGGUUUGUGCAGGCUGGUGCUGAGGAGCAAACAUCCUGCUGGCAGAACGGGCUUUGGUCAGUGUGGGUCCAAGGAGGCUGUUGCAGCUGUCAGUGCUGCAGAGGUGAUCACAGAGCUGCAGUUCUUCUGCCAAGUCCUGGGCUCUUUCACAGUGCUCAGCUGCGAGGCACGGCGUACAUCGAGGCUGUGCAUUGAAGUACUGAUUGCAUUCAAUACUUUCCAGCAAUUGGAAGAGUUCAUUAGUCAGAAAAAUCCAAGUAUUGGAGAACAUGAAAAAUACCAAGGCUUAGAGAGACUGGAAAUAUUCAGGAGUGUGUUGUUUUAAUUCAGCUGCUCAGAGUAUUUGUGGCAGCUAUAAUGUAGUCGCAAUAAAGAAAAACAAAUGCCUAAUAAUAAAUAAAGCACUGCACUGAUUUCA